Messenger RNA from Hydatigera taeniaeformis, 705 nucleotides. Lineage: Eukaryota; Metazoa; Platyhelminthes; Cestoda; Cyclophyllidea; Taeniidae. The record is from the annotation of a GenBank genome assembly.
AUGUUGGGUAGCGCAGACAGAGAUGCUAUUUGUUCACUCUCAAUCCUCCUAGGCAAUCAUCGCAACGCCUUGAGUUGUGCGGUUAAACCCCUUUCCCUACUUCUGCCAGACAAAUAUGCACCCUGUGUGGUUCCCACUGUUCCAUCACCCAAGGAACUGCUCUCUCCCAACUGGGGACUUAGUCGACCCAGAGAAUAUGUCAAACUCCUUGAGGGUUUAGUUAGUUCCUGGCGGAUAUUUGCAACCAAACGCGAGGUCCACGUACUUAAUGAUACUCCCUCCUACCUAACACAAUCCAACCACGAAACAAUGACAAGCGAAAACCUCACCGAAUCAGAUGAAAACACUUACAAGGAAUCCUCUUGCUCACCUCCCGACUCUCCUACCACCUCAUCCUCCCUCUUAUCUCCACCGUCAUCUGCGACAACAGCAGCAUCAACGAGCGCUUGUGCCACACCAAAAACUUCGACUGAGACAUCAUUCAGAGGAGUACCUGAUUCUACUGAGCAUGGAAAGGAACGUAGCAGUCGGGCCAAGCGUUACCGCAAGGCACGUGCUUACUUUCAGCCGCACCACCUGUACGCACUGGAGAGCUUUUACAAGCAUCAAACCUACCUCUCAACACAUGACAGAGAAUUGCUCUCUCAGAGACUGGGCCUUUCAGAGGAUAGGGUGAGCUCCUUACAUUCAUUUCUUAUGCAAUAA